This is a messenger RNA of Schizophyllum commune H4-8, 2155 nucleotides long. RefSeq lists its product as uncharacterized. The coding region runs from base 1 to 1800 and encodes 599 amino acids. The record is from RefSeq and is a predicted model, not a curated record. The transcript has 4 exons. Lineage: Eukaryota; Fungi; Basidiomycota; Agaricomycetes; Agaricales; Schizophyllaceae.
AUGCCGCCCACAGGCGCUCCCGUCAAGCUCCCAACCUACGAAGAUGAGCUCAUGUUGCUCGAAGGUGCUCGCUUGAUCGCUGCCACAUACGAGGGCAAUCCAAGGAACUACGAAGACGUGUGGUAUCUGUUCUGGCUUCAGUUCUUCAGGAUCUGGACUUUCCAUAUCUUCUGUCAAUGCUUGCCUUCCGCGCAAUACUCCGUUUGGACCCAAUGGACAGCGGACGUCCACAAGAUACUUGAGCAGAUCGUCUUCGGCAACCCCUCGACUUCGGAACCUCACUGGACGCAGUACACCGGCUCAGACCCCCCGGAUCCCAAAUCCGACGCCAAGUGGUUGCAAAAUUUGCCCGUGGCCGGUCAUAAGAAGAAGGCCUCAGACAAAGACGAACAGCCUGAUGGGACUUCUGAAAAGGCCGAGGGAAAGAAGCCCGAUCUUGCAGUCCAGCCCGAACGUCCUGCCGAGCCUGAGCAUCCUGUCGAUCCUGAAGCCCCCGUCACCGGCUCCGCCGCGAGCAGUGCUCAGCAAACAGAGCCCGGUUGUGACACGACGCAAAGGAUUCCGGAUACGUGCCUUGUCAUGUACCACAUCCCCAAGCUUAACCAGGAGGCCGCCCGUGCCCUGAUGGCCGAGCGUCUGAGGGCAAUAAGUCAACCAGAUCAAGAUCAGCCGCAGCCCGCCGGUUCAUAUCAGGCUACGGACGCGCCUCAAGACCCAGGCCCGUCUCGCAAUGCUCCCACAUCCUCCGCGUCCCAACAUGGUCCUGUUCCGCCUCCAGGAAGCGCGAGCCUCCGGAUUCUGUUGAACUACUGGAUCGACAGAACAAACUCGGACAACGCGCCGAAUGAUCCCAGCCACGACCCCAUCAGAAACGCGAUACCCGCAUACCGACUGGUUGGCUUACACAAAGGCAUCACUCAGUUCAAGUCGGUCAUCGCUGAGCACAAGGGCGGAGCUUCGCGCGGCGAUCUACCCAUGGUCGAAUACGUCGCAAAACAGUUAUAUAAGAUGAAGGAAGGACAGCGCGGAUCAGCGAAUCAGGGCCGACUGUACCUUAUGCACUGUCAGCACUACAGUACCCAGACGGAGGUGCUGCUGAUUGCCUCAGUCGACGACACCUGGACGCAUAGUAUUCUGCGUCGUGUGGACGAUAAGUCGGGCAAGUUCAAGGUGCAGAUGGAUCCAUGGUCGGCUCCGGUGAUCGUGGGCUCCGACAAUUCGAACGCCCGCGAGACCCGACUUCUUGCUUGGAUAAACGAGCACUUCCCACAGGACCUGGGUCCUCUCGUUCGAGAGGGCAGGUCUCGGCGUCGUGAGACAACCCCAGCGUCUCAUGCCGGCAGCGAUCACGAGAACGACGAUGGCCGCCCCAAGCGUUCUGGCAAAGGUCGUGCCUCGCGAGGCGCCAAAGGCCGCCGGGGAAACAACGGUGGCAACGGUGCUGAGGUUGACGGACGCAGCGGAGGACGCGCAGCGAUGGACGCACCGUCUGAUCCUCGCUACGACCUUCGCAAGCGCACGGGAAGGACGACGCUGCCGGAGGGACCUCCACCGCCAGAAACAGAUGACCAAUCAUCUAAUCCUCGCUAUGAUCUUCGAAAGCGUUCGAAAAAUACGAAGCCAUCGAAGGAACCUACAACGCCUACCGAGCCCCCUCCCAAGCGGCGACGCACUGCAGCAAGCAAGGAGCCGUCGACGUCGCGAAAGCCUGUGAACCCCACUCGCAGCGGGCGCCCUUCGCAGCAGUCGGCAGGUCGCACGACCAGGUCGUCCAACAAGAACACGAAUAAGGCUUCAUGAUAUGUAGAUACUUCUUUAAUUACUUGCACGCGCUGGACGUACAUAGGGGACAUGAUAUGUACUUUUGUAGGGUCGCCCUGCCAGACCAUUCAGCCUUACUUUUAAAUUACACGGUGCCCCUGGACCCACGACCACAAGUGUGCAAGUCAUGCCCAAAAUCUUGGACGCAAGGCAAAGUCGAAGCCAUUGGAGCUGGGGCUUCCUCUAGUGUAUCUACUUAUAUAGUUGUAUUUGGAUAAUCACUGCAGUCAGCAAUACAGGUUAACAGGUAACCUUGCCUUGCAAGGUCUCUCCCGCCCUUAAUUAGCCCCGUCAAUUUGUACGGUGCUCUUGGGCAACAACCGUCAAGUUACGC